Molecule: messenger RNA, 2143 nt
Organism: Dinoponera quadriceps
Lineage: Eukaryota; Metazoa; Arthropoda; Insecta; Hymenoptera; Formicidae
Product: E3 ubiquitin-protein ligase LRSAM1-like
Exons: 12
Molecular function (GO): protein binding
Source: RefSeq, a predicted model, not a curated record
UUUACAUCCAUGCUCAUGUCUGACCUUUUGCGACUUGGCUUGACGUUAUCACUGAUUAUCACUGUUAUCACGUGUGAAACGCGAAGCGAGCUGCUGCUUGGGAUCCUUGCUCGCCUUGUCAUGACGAAUGCGAGCAAGGAUGUCUCUAUCAAAGAAACACGGGAACAAGGCUAACGUCGACUACAAGGCGCGGCUCGAGUACAAGUUAUAUCUGGCCAGGGAAAAUCCGGAGCCAAUAUUCGAUAUCUCGGAGUGCGCCUUGAAACAUGUGCCAUCGGGGAUCUAUUCACUCUGCAAGGUGUUCAGGAAAAAAGUCCUGCUAAUGUACAACAAUAAAUUGAACUCGCUCUCAGGCGGAGGUGCCUUAAGUGACUUGUCGCUGCUGACUGUGUUAGACAUUCAUGGAAACGAAUUUGCUGUUUUACCCUCGGACAUAAUGUGUCUCUCUUCUCUCAAGGAACUCUAUUUACAAGACAACAAUAUGCGCAAACUGCCUAAUGAAAUAGUUCAAUUAAACAAACUAACAAUCUUCAACAUCUCAAAGAACAAUCUGAAACAGCUGCCCGAGGGGAUCGGACAGCUGCAGCAGCUCACUGCCUUGGACAUUAGUCACAACAAGUCGCUGCAAAAGCUGCCCAAGUCCCUCGGCUAUGUCCAGCACUUGACAAAUUUAAAUAUUGACGGACUGAACCUGUCGUAUCCACCACAGGAUAUCUUAACUGGCGGCACGAUUGUGAUCAUCGCUUUCUUGGCAAAUGAGAGCGGCAUUGAUUACUCGCCAGAGGAUUCGAUAUCUGAGACUAGCGACAUCUCCAAAGACAUAAGCUCGGAGGACAUGCAGGCGGUAUAUCAUAAUAAAAGUAACGACGUGCAGGCAAUGUUACAGAAGCUAGACAAAAUCAAGGAACAUCGGCAGAAUGCUUUGUUGGAGGUAGAGAAGAACAUAAAACAGCAGCAGGAAUAUGAGAUAGAGGUGCAAUCUAUGCUCAAGGCUCAUAGAAAAAAACUUUUAGAGGAUUUGGCACUACAGCAAAUACAAUUGGAGCAAGAGCUCGAGAAGAUGCAGCAAGAAAAAGACACUAAUAGGGCGCGUUUACUCUCAUACAUUUACAACGCUGAGAAAGAAGCCGAUAAUGUGAUUAAGGAGUUCCUGAGGAACAGCGAGGAGGAAAGACAAAGUCAGGCUGAAUUACUGGAGCGAGAGAAGCGAGAGGAGAUAAGUCUGUUGAGUUCAUGCCAUUCGGAGCAGUUCAUGCUUCGUACGAAGGAUACUCUUUUUGCGAUGGAAAAGUUACUGGAAGAAGAGAUGCGCAAGGCGAGCAAACUGGAGGAAUACACUAAAUACAGGAACUACACGGCACAAUCGCUGCUCACAUUAGAAGUGAGGAACAAUGACCAUUUGGCACAAAUAAUGCAUGACCAAGAGAAGAACAGGCAAGACCUCAUCGAUAGAUUGCGACAGGACGAGGUCCUGCAGAAAGCAGCGGUUGCAACGUUGCUGGAACGUAGCGACGCGCGUUCUUGGAGCAUCGUUCAGCAAGUGAAUCUAGUGCAAUCGCAAUUGGCAGCACUCACCACCAUCGAGCUGGAAAGGAAAAAACUGGAGAUCAACCAGCAACUUAACGAAAUCGCUGACAAACGCGUGGCCCUGACAGCUAUUUUGGUGGACUUAUUGGAACAGCAAAAAACUAGAAGAGAUCAGCUGUUGGAGACGAUAAACACAAUAGAGCAACAACGAUGUAUUUCUAAUGCUAGACGUGGCAGUUUGUUUUGGCUGAUGCAGUAUCAAUCCUUGAUGGAAGCGCGACCACAAGGGCUGUUGGAAAUGUUGGAACCCAUGUUGGUUCGACACGUCGCAAUAGCGGGGGCAUUGCAUUGCCUUCCGUUCCUGGCUGCGUUGCCAUCCUUGUUACCGGACAUCAGUGAUGAGCAAUUAAAAAACAUGGGUAUAAGUUGCGAGAAGGAUCGAGCCGCUAUAAUGCUAGCAGUGGAGAAUUACUUAGCGGAGAUAAAGCUGAAUGAAUCUACUCGAACACCCAUAACACCUUCCGCGCCACUUGAGGAAGCUUCGACUAGUAGUCAAGAGUGUAAUUUCAUUCAAAGUAUCAAUAUGACGGAAUGUGUAAUUUGUCUCGAUUUACAA